AUGAGCACCGAUUUACUUGCUGACCUCGGAGGGGAGGGGCUCUUCGACAGAAUAUGCGCCGACGAUAUCCUUUCCGGGUUGGAGGAAGGCGCGGGCGAGCUCGACGAAGAGAAAAAGGAGGAAAAGAGCAAGGAUGAACACAAACCGUCCGCAGAAGAAGAGAAGAGUGGCGAGGAGACGAACGGUGGGAGGAGCGCGCGAGGGUCGGUCGACUUCGAAGUUGACCGUGGACAUUUAGACAAGAUGACGGGACUUAACAAGUUCAGAGAUUUGGAGAAAAGGCGAGAAGAGGAACGCAAGCAGCACCAAAAAGAGCUGGAGGCUGAGAAGGCGAAGAAGCCGUAUACGGGGAAAAAGUGGGGCAUAACGACGCCUGCCGGCCCAGUCCGGCCUCAGGAGGCCGGCUCCAUCGUGGCAGACGCAGUUCGGUCCAACGCAGCCAAGCUGUCUGCCCGCGAAGAGAUCGAGCAACAGGCUAAGAAGGCGCGCGAGAAGGAGUUGUUGAUGCACGGAGGGGUCCCAGCCGUUGCUGCGGCGACAGAGCUGGCGUCUGAACAAGUCCCGAACGGCGAGGUGACUUCGGAGGAGCAAAACGCCCAAGGUGAAGAAGAGGUCGCCGAGGCCGCUGUCGCAGUGGCAACUUGCGCUGAAGCCUCCGAGACGAAGUGUGAAGACGGGCGUUCGCACGGCACAGUCACGCAAAGUACAGUGUCUGAGCACUCCGAACAUGAACAAGAAGCAAAAGAAGACAAAGACGCUCCCGAAGAAGGCGUCGCGGUGGUAGCAGCAGUCGCGGUAGUCGAGAGCGCGGGCAGCGCAAAGCCGCCACGCGGUUCCGCGGUUCGUUCUGAUCUGAAAGCUGAGUUGCAGAAGAUCAAGCACAAAAUGGUCGGGCUUUUCUCCUGUUACCACAAGAAAGGAGCGAAGGAGCCAGGCAGACCCGAAGAGUCACGCGUGUCCAUAGAUGCAGAGCCAACGGGCGACGGCGAGGCUGCCGGCGCGGAGGCGACGAGUUCGCAUGGAGACGUCGCACCAGCUGACGGGGAGGCCGGCGUCGGUGGAAAGGAGCAAGUUCGUGAGGACGAGCAUGGCGCAGAUCAAGGCAAACCAGAGAACGAAACAGCUGUCGAAGGGGAGACACUAGGCGCUGGAAAUGAAAACCCGCCAACGACCGAAGAAGUGACACAGCCCACUGCGGAAGAAGCGACACAACCGACUGCGGAAGGAGCGACACAACCGACUGCUGAAGAAGCGACACAACCGACUGCGGAAGGAGCGACACAACCGACUGCGGAAGAAGUGACACAACCGACUGCGGAAGAAGUGACACAACCGACUGCGGAAGAAGUGACACAACCGACUGCGGAAGAAGCGAAUCAUCCAACGGUGGAAGAAGUGACGCAACCGACUGCGGAGGAAGCGAAUCAUCCAACGGUGGAAGAAGUGGCGCAACCGACUGCGGAGGAAGCGAAUCAUCCAACGGUGGAAGAAGCGACACAACCGACUGCGGAAGAAGCGAAUCAUCCAACGGUGGAAGAAGUGACGCAACCGACUGCGGAGGAAGCGAAUCAUCCAACGGUGGAAGAAGCGACACAACCGACUGCGGAAGAAGCCAAAGGAGCAUAG
Messenger RNA from Neospora caninum, 1626 nucleotides. RefSeq lists its product as hypothetical. The transcript is spliced from 4 exons. Bases 1 to 1626 code for a protein of 541 amino acids. NCBI's taxonomy places the organism in Eukaryota, Apicomplexa, Conoidasida, Eucoccidiorida, Sarcocystidae. The record is from RefSeq and is a predicted model, not a curated record.